Spinacia oleracea (spinach) is the source of this 1346-nucleotide messenger RNA. RefSeq lists its product as uncharacterized. The coding region runs from base 241 to 1092 and encodes 283 amino acids. Gene Ontology annotation, cellular component: membrane. The record is from RefSeq and is a predicted model, not a curated record. Gene Ontology annotation, molecular function: ubiquitin-protein transferase activity; zinc ion binding. NCBI's taxonomy places the organism in Eukaryota, Viridiplantae, Streptophyta, Magnoliopsida, Caryophyllales, Amaranthaceae. The transcript has 8 exons. Gene Ontology annotation, biological process: protein ubiquitination.
GAUGUUACAUGUCCAAAACGCGGUGAUCAGCUGUUAUCUAAGACACUUUCCAUCUCUCUGUAAAUCAUUGUUUACCAUUUUCCUCUCUCCUCCUAAAUUUGGUCUUCCAUUUUCUCUCUCUUUCUUUCGCCAUUGUCAACCAGUACGCUAUUCCGCUGCAUUUCAGGUGGGUUUGAAUCGAUUGACCAUUUUGAUUUUGGGGUAAAUUUUAGCGAUUCCGAUACUCAAUUAAUUUCAUAAAUGGGAGAGCAUUUGGUGUUGUAUGUGGACCGUUUGGUGAAUCCUACGAGUGCGCAAGAGGCCGAGGGAGCGGUGGCAGCUUCGUCGUCGUCGAAUUCGGGGUUGAAGGAGAAAUUAGAGGAUAGAGUAGAAGGAAUUGAAGAUGAAAGAGAAGGAGCAGGAGAAGAUGAACCCCUUAUUCAGCUCGCUGAAUGUCGAAUUUGCCAGGAAGAAGAUUGUGUUGAUAGUUUGGAAGUCCCCUGUCGUUGUUGUGGCAGCUUGAAGUAUGCACAUAGAAAAUGUGUUCAGCGCUGGUGCAAUGAGAAAGGAGACAUAACGUGUGAGAUCUGCCACCAGCCUUACCAACCUAAUUACACUGCUCCUCCACCACCACCCCAUCCUGAAGAUGCUGCAAUUGAUAUCGGUGGAGGCUGGACAAUAUCUGGUACUCCUUUGGACUUGCAUGAUCCUCGUCUUCUGGCAAUUGCCGAGGCAGAACGACAGUUUUUGGAAGCUGAGUAUGAUGACUAUGCUGCUACUAGUGCUAGUGGAGCUGCAUUUUGCCGUUCAGCUGCUCUCAUUCUGAUGGCCCUUCUGCUGCUAAGGCAUGCUUGGAGUGCACCAGAUGCUGAUGGUGAAGACGACAUGUCGGCAUUUUUCUCGCUUUUCUUGCUCAGGGCUGCUGGAUUUCUGUUGCCUUGUUACAUUAUGGCAUGGGCCAUCAGUAUCUUGCAACGCAGAAGACAACAACAGGAAGCUGCGGCGUUGGCGGCAACUCAGGUUGCCUUUGUGCUUCAAUCGGGGCAACAUAGGGGUUUGCAAUUUAUGAUAGCUCCGCGUUCUCCCUCUGUUGUGGGCCAAGAAGCAGUUUAGUGCUCUUUUAAUAGCAGUACCUGCAUCCUUGAGAAGAAAAUGGUGAUUAACAUCGCCCCUUUCCAAGUCGAUCUAUUUUGUUUUUAAAUUGCUUUUAACCCUAAAUUCCACCAUUGUUUUUAAUUAUCUGUUAGCCUAAAAGUCCAGGAGCCAGUUAUUCUUUGUAAGAGUUAAUAUUCAACCGGCUUGAUGCUGUAUAUAAAGGUCUUAUCUUGAGUUGGUAAAGGAAAAUUAUGGGUAUUUCCCAAACCUGA